UGAAAGUUGAACUAAUUGUGCCACUUAUUGAUAAAACAAAUCUGAAAUAUUACUCUUUUCUCAAUAUACUUAAGUUUAUAGUGACUCUGAGGACACAGCAGACAUAACAAUGGGAAUAGAGGUGGGAAACAGUCAAAGUCACCAAGGAUGUUGAGAAGAUAAUCACUUUCAUCUCUUUUCCUCAGUCAUGUUCUGUGGACUUUCUGGAUACUCAGAUUUCUACAAGCAUAGAUGGCUACAGUCUAUUCUUACCUGGCAGCGACCUAAAGAGGGAUGCUUUGGGAAACCUUAUGACAAUAGUAAACAAUUACUAAGAGAUGCUGAAGACCAACAGCAAUCACUGAGAAGAGUUAAGAGGAGAGAGAAAAGAAUUGCAGAUGGAUGUUCUUCCCAUAAUACAGCUGUGGCAGUUGCAGCCUUAGGUGGCUUUCUUUAUCACUCUGCAGAACAUUCACCAACCAUCAUCAAGCCUCAUUAAUACCUAACAAUACUCAAGCAGCAACUAAAAGGAUGAUUUUAUAUCUGCUGAAAAUUAAAUACAGCCUUUUUG
This is a messenger RNA of Sarcophilus harrisii (Tasmanian devil), 550 nucleotides long. RefSeq names its product UPF0764 protein C16orf89 homolog. The transcript is spliced from 3 exons. Bases 188 to 478 code for a protein of 96 amino acids. NCBI's taxonomy places the organism in Eukaryota, Metazoa, Chordata, Mammalia, Dasyuromorphia, Dasyuridae. The record is from RefSeq and is a predicted model, not a curated record. Gene Ontology annotation, cellular component: membrane; cytosol.